Molecule: messenger RNA, 1478 nt
Organism: Camarhynchus parvulus
Lineage: Eukaryota; Metazoa; Chordata; Aves; Passeriformes; Thraupidae
Gene: EVA1C
Product: eva-1 homolog C
Exons: 8
Coding region: 37-1344 (435 amino acids)
Molecular function (GO): carbohydrate binding
Source: RefSeq, a predicted model, not a curated record
GCUGCCCCCCCGGCCCGAGCCGCCCUGUCCCGCACCAUGAGGGACGGGCAUGCGGGGCUGCACCCACGCCGCGCACAGGUAGAGCCCGGGCGGCUCCUCCGCCUCCUGUCCUGCGUGGUCCUUGUGUGCGGCGCCGAGGUCGCGGCUCUCGCCGACUUCUCAGGUUACCUCACGAAGCUCCUGCAGAACCACACGGCCCAUGCCUGCGACGGGCAGCACCUGAGCCUGCACUGCCCUCGGCACUCCACCAUCAGCGUUCAGUCAGCGUUCUAUGGGCAGGACCCCCACAUGUGCACUGCUGGGCAGCCUGAAACCAGCAUGGCAGAGCCCAGGAACUGCGUGGCACCCACCUCUCUGCAGAAAGUACUGGAUGAAUGCCAAAACCUGAGAUCCUGCCAGCUCCUUGUCAAUAGUCGGGUUUUUGGGCCUGAUCUGUGUCCAGGGACCACUAAAUUCCUCCUUGUCUCCUUUAAAUGCAAACCUACUGAAUACAAAACCAAAUCAGCAUGUGAGAACCAGGAACUGAAGCUCCACUGUCAGGAAUCCAAGUUCCUGAUCAUCUACUCGGCCACCUAUGGCAGAUGGGCACACGAGGAGAGCGUCUGCUCAACACAGGCGGAGCACACACCCCCCUUUGACUGUUUGUCUUACACAGCGCUGGAAGUGUUAUCAAAAAGGUGCUAUGGGAAACAGAGAUGCAAAGUCAUUGUCACUAGCCGGGAUUUUGGGAGUCCGUGCCUGCCUGGAGUGACAAAAUCCCUAAAUGUCAGCUAUGCAUGUGUUCCCAAAUUUAUCCUCACAGCAGUCAACCCCCUGGUCCCUGAUAACAAGUCUUCCAUCAACCAGAACGAUGGUGCCGACCUUGAUCCAAGGGAAUCGAGGCUUCCAAAGAAAGAUGGAACUGUUGUUAGCUCCAACUACUUGGCUACUUUCGCAUACAUUAGAGAUCACCCUGAAAGACUCGCUCUGCUCUUUGUGUCCAGCGUUUGUGUGGGGUUGAUCUUCACGCUGUGUGCCUUAGUGAUCUGCGUGCUCUGUCCUGGUGACAUCCGGAAACUGCACGGGAAGAGGGAUCAGCUGGUGCCACAGAGCGCCAGAGCCUACAGGAGCACUGAACAGGAGCAGGAGGAAGAGGAGGGGGAGGAUUCCUCCCUUUCAGACACCCAGGAUGAGCCAGACGGACUGUACAGACCUCCUUACUCAGGUUAUAACUCGGCAGAGGCAGCGGAGCUGGCCGAAAGGAUUGAGCGCAGGGAGCAGAUCAUACAGGAAAUCUGGAUGAACAGUGGCUUGGAUAUGACACCCCCUAGGAAUAUGAAUACAUUUUAUAUUAAUGAACAAUAAAUGGCUUAUUUUGGAUGACACUCUACCCCUUUUUAAAAAAAAAAUGUACCUUCUGUGAAGGAACUUUCGUUAUCAGUGAAUAUAAUUAUUUGUAAAAUAAAAAGAAAUAUAUACAAUAAAAAGAGGGUUUCAUA